Kogia breviceps (pygmy sperm whale) is the source of this 3383-nucleotide messenger RNA. The record is from RefSeq and is a predicted model, not a curated record. NCBI's taxonomy places the organism in Eukaryota, Metazoa, Chordata, Mammalia, Artiodactyla, Physeteridae.
UCACCGAAGCGGAUGAAAACAAACAGUAACGAUGGCGGCGCCGGGAAGCGACCGGGUGCUGGGCUGAAGGCAGGAGUGAUCACUUGAGCUGUGAGGGAAGCCCUGAAGAGCAGCCUGUAGACGUGAGGGUGACUGUUGACUAGUGAAAAAAGGGACCCAAGGUUCACGACUCUCUUACUGGCAGUGGAAUGACCCGUGGAAACCUGCGAUCCAUUCUCAUUAAGUAAAUCUCUGGAUUCCUAUAGGCAAUGGAAUCUGAUCUCAAUUCCCAGGACAGAAAGGACCUGGACAAAUUCAUUAAGUUUUUUGCCCUCAAGACUGUCCAAGUGAUUGUCCAGGCUCGACUGGGCGAGAAGAUUUGUACUCGUUCAUCUUCUUCCCCAACGGGUUCAGACUGGUUCAAUUUAGCAAUCAAAGACAUCCCAGAGGUUACACAUGAAGCAAAGAAGGCGCUGGCAGGGCAGCUGCCUGCCAUCGGGAGGUCUAUGUGUGUGGAGAUAUCACUCAAGACUUCUGAGGGAGAUUCCAUGGAGCUCGAAAUCUGGUGUCUGGAAAUGAAUGAAAAGUGUGAUAAAGAAAUCAAAGUUUCCUAUGCCGUGUACAACAGACUGUCAUUGCUACUGAAGUCUCUCCUUGCUAUAACUAGGGUGACACCAGCUUACAGACUCUCCAGGAAACAAGGGCAUGAAUAUGUCAUAUUGUAUAGAAUAUAUUUUGGGGAAGUUCAGCUGAAUGGCUUAGGAGAAGGUUUCCAGACAGUUCGUGUUGGGACAGUGGGUACCCCUGUGGGCACCAUCACUCUUUCUUGUGCUUACAGAAUUAACUUGGCAUUCAUGUCCACCAGGCACUUUGAAAGGACCCCACCUAUCAUGGGGAUUAUUAUUGAUCACUUUGUGGACCGUCCCUACCCCAGCUCCUCACCCAUGCAUCCCUGCAAUUACAGAACCGCUGGUGAGGACACUGGAGUAACAUAUCCUUCUGUGGAAGAUUCUCAAGAAGUGUGUACCACCUCUUUUUCCACCUCCCCUCCAUCCCAGUGUGUGUUUACUGUCACAAAGGCACAUUUUCAGACCCCUACUCCUGUGGUGACGGACACUCUGAGGGUCCCCAUGGCAGGACUGGCCUUUUCCCAUCAACUCUCAAGCUCUCGCCUUUCCUGUCAGCCUGCUGCCCUGGGCGUUGGAUCCGCUGACCUGGCUUGUCCAGCAGUGUUUGCUGCCGGCUUAAACACCACACACCCUUACCAGCUCAUGGUUCCCGGGAAGGAAGGUGGGGUACCCCUGGCUCCCAACCAGCCUGCCCACGGUGCCCAGGCUGGUGACCAGGAGAGACUGGCCGCCUACACGCCUUCUGAUGGGGCCCACUCUGCUGCCACACCUUCCAGCAGUGAGGAUACGGAAGCUGUGUCCAACAGCAGUGAGGGACGGUCCUCCCCCCAUGAUGUCUUGGAGACCAUCUUUGUCCGGAAAGUGGGGGCUUUUGUCAACAAACCCAUCAACCAGGUGACCCUGACCAGUUUGGACAUACCCUUUGCCAUGUUCGCUCCCAAGAAUUUGGAGCUGGAGGACGUGGAUCCCAUGGUGAAUCCUCCAGAUUCCCCAGAGACUGCAUCGCCUCUUCAGGGCAGCCUGCACUCCGAUGGCUCCAGUGGGGGCAGCAGUGGCAACACCCAGGACGACUUUGUCGUGAUCGACUUCAAACCAGCUUUUUCUAAAGACGACAUUCUUCCGAUGGACUUGGGGACCUUCUAUCGUGAAUUUCAGAACCCCCCUCAGCUGAGCAGCCUCUCCAUAGAUAUCGGGGCACAGUCCAUGGCUGAGGACUUGCAUUUCUCACGCACUCCUGUGUUUGGUGCCUGAUGUCUUCUACUUGCUGAUGCCACUACACCAGGCUGCUCCAACAGCUCUUGCCAUCAGCUGUUAAGCUUGCCAGGCAGAUGACAACGGUGCAGGGCAGGAGAAGCAGAAGGUCCCCAGUAUUGGUGUUCUUGCGCUUUCCUCGGAGAGCUCGUUCCCUGGUUCUCGUGUUCAGCCAGAUGUCCUGAUACCGACUGUAAUGACCACGUGUCCGCUUAGGAUAUUUCCUGUUUCCUGUCUCUGAAGGGCAGAGGAGUGCCCUGCACAGCUGCAAACUCAGGGUGCCCCAUGCCACAAGAUGUCAUGGUCCCUCUGCCUGAGGUGGGAAUAUCACCUCCUAUGUCGAAAUCAGAGGAAUGGCUCUAGGAAUAGGAAUCUAGGUUUAGCUGCCCUUGAUUUGCUUUAAUCAGAAAAGCAUGCUCAGUAAUAAUAAUACAGCAAUAAUGCCAUUAUUAUUAACAUUUAUUGAAGCUUUCUAGGUGCCAAGCAUUUUUUAAGUUUACGUGAAUCUUCAACAACCCUAAGAGGUAGGUUUUCUUAUUAUCCCAGUUUACAGAUGAGAAAAAUGACACUGGGAGCAAAUAACUUGCUGGUGGUUACACUGAGCUGGCAAAACAAGCUUUGACCCCUAAGAGUCUGGCUUCUGAUUUUAGGCUUUUAACCAUUGGCUCCCUGGCCUCUCAUUUGAAGUUUGCUUGGAAGGAACCGGAGUCCAAAGGAAGAUGAGGCUGCAGCCAGUGCUGGCUGGUUGCCCCAGCCUCCCAAACCCAUCUGGGCAUCUGGCCUGUCUGGGCUGCUUUGUAAGUCCUGUGGCACCAAGUAUCUCGUGCCUGUCAGGAAGUCUUCUGUGAUGGCUGCACUCUUCAAAUGCAAAUUCAUCAGUGGAGACAGACAGACCACCUGAUUAGGACCAAAUUUUAAUUAAUGGUUGAUACCCGAGGGCAGUUAAACUUAAGUCCUCAUGGUUCUGUUUUUUUGUUUUCAUUGUUCUCUCUCAACCCCCUCUAACCCAUCCCCUUCUCAGCUGAUGUAAAGAUGCAGAUUCCUAGGCCUCACCAUAGACCUGCCAGGUCAGAAUCUCUUGGGAGUAUAUGGCUGGGACUGCCUUGUUCAUGUGCCCCCAGGGGAUUCUGAUGCCUGCCCAGCGCAGGCUGUGAAGGAAUCAUUUGUACACGUUCUGAAUUUGUAGGGCUCUAAACCUACUGUGUUAUUCUAAUGUCAGUCUCAUCUGUGCCAAAGAUACUUCACGUUGACUUUCUCUGUGUCAUCCCGUUGUUGGCAUGGUCCUUUUCCAUCUCAUUAUGUGUGUGGCCGGCUUGGAUUCCCUAGGCUGUUCUAUCCACCUCCCCGGCCCCCACUAACCCCUGCUGGGCAAAGGCCCACUGGCCAGUGCCUGCUCAGUUGCUUGGCACUUUGCUCUCCAACCCAGCACUGCUGAGCCGGACUCUUUGCUGUGCUCCCUUCAGCCCAGGGUGACAGCCGGCUUCAAGGCCCUACCUGAAUAAGCAGCUCUUCUCUCCCCUCCCG